UCAGAGAAAAUGGCUUCUGAAAGAACACAAUGAACAUACCAAAUGCAUACUAGCUGCUUUUAAUUUUAUGCGAUCUGUUCUGAUUGACAUAUUAGUUGCUAUGUAAAAGGCAAGUCGCAUUCCGCUUCUUUGGGAAUCGCGCAAGAUCAAUGUGUCAAUUACAUGGCGUACGCGAUGACUACAGAUAAUAUUGGCUUGGAAAACACAACGAGCGGCCAAGCUAGAAAAUGCACUUGCUGGAUUGGUGUCACCGUGUGGUCUUCAAGGGUCAGAUGGGAGACAGAUUGCGAUGACAGUGUUGGGUAAAACGCUACUGGUUUCAUACCACGAUGCAACAGGCUUUGGAAUGUGCAUUGGAUCGGGCAGAGUACAUUGUGGAGAGUGCCCGUCAACGCCCGGCCAAAAAGCGAAUUGCAUCUAGUGGGCGAAAGUCUCUGUAUCAGAAGCUGUAUGAUCUGUACACUGAAGAAUGUGAGAAGGAGCCAGAGUUAAAGAAACUGAGGAGAAACGUUAAUCUACUGGAGAAGCUGGCCUCACAAGAAUCCGUGUCCUGUCUGGUGGUCAAUCUGUAUCCAGGAAACGAGGGCUACUCUCUGAGACUCAGGGGGAAAAAUGGAAGUGAUUCAGAAACGAUCCGGUUACCGUACGAGGAAGGGGAGUUGCUGGAGUACCUGGAUGCUGAAGAACUGCCGCCUGUUCUGGUAGACCUUCUGGAGAAAUCACAGGUGAACAUCUUCCACUGCGGGUGUGUCAUUGCAGAGGUCAGGGACUACCGGCAGUCUGGCAACACCAAAAUGCCGGUGUAUCAGAGCCGGCACAUCCUGCUGAAGCCCACCAUGCAGACCUUGAUCUGUGACAUCCAUGCUUUGACAAGCGACAACCACAAAUGGACCCAGGAUGACAAGCUCCAGCUGGAGAGCCAGCUGAUUUUGGCUACCGCUGAACCGCUGUGUCUGGAGCCGUCCAUCUCUGUCACCUGCACUGCCAACCGGCUGCUCUACAACAAGCAGAAAAUGAACACGCGCUCCAUGAGAAGGUGUUUUAAGAGGCAUUCCAGGGCUGCGCUCAACAGGCUGCAGGAGCUGGCCCGUUCUCCCACACCCCCACAGCUGCUCCUGUUUGACUACCUGCAGAAGAGGAGAGAGAGGAAGCCAGCCCCCUCCAUUGACCUAAAGAUCUCCAAGGCUGGAAACUGUGUGGACAUGUGGAAACAGAGCAGCUGCCAACUCAAUGCUCCUGCUCACGUGGAUGUGGAGAGGUUUGCGGUGGCGGAGGAAUCCAUCACGCUGGAGGAGUCGCAGCCCAGCGUCUGGCCCGCACAUGAAGUUAAAGAUGACUACCUUUUCGAAUCAGAAGUGGAUGAUGAGGUCCAGAAGACGAAAGUCACCAUCUUUCAGUCUGUGGGGGACCCCCUGGUAUACGGGAGGAUAUAUAGCAGCCAAGAGCCGAAAGCUGAGGAGGAGGGGGCCGACCUUCAUCUCAUCCACCCCCCUUUCCUCAUUGGCUCUAAAAUUGACGCUGAUAGAUUCCUGAGCCAGUACAAGGAGGUGUACGAGAGGGAUGUGAAGUGUCAGGUGAAGGUGCUGCACAAUUCGGAAGGUGUGGGGAACCAAAGCCCCACAGGGCCUGAGCCAGAGACGGACGGUCUCUCCCUGCUGGUGCAGCCCGCGACGUUGGGGAAGGGGCUGAAGCACCUGCCUGCAGCCAGCAAACCGCAAGCAGGGUCAGGAGGCUGCUCUUCAGGGAACGACCACGGCUCGCAGCUGCCGAGCGUCCACCCGAAAUCGACAACCCCGCCGCUGUCCCGGUCCCCGUCCCUUUCCCGAAAACCCUCCGGGGAGAUCUGCCAAGCCGGCCUGCUGUCCUCCUCGGCCCUGUCUCCCGUAGGGUCGUCCCAAAGAUCGGGGACCCCUAAUCCAUCCACCCCCACCCCCACCAACACCCCCUGCACCACGCCCCUCCCUCCCGACACCCUGACCUCCAUGCCUGCCACCACCACCUCAGCCACGCCCACUCCCCAGGACCCUGCCUUGUCUUCCCAGCCUGCGCUGCUCACCCCAUUGGCCCUCAGCCAGGCCCUGCCGGUCAUGACCAUCCCUCGGCCAUCCAUGGCCACCUCCAUCACCACCGGUAGCUCCUCCUCCCAGGUCAUGAGUGGCUCUGCCGGCCUCAACUUCAUCAACGUGGUGGGCUCCGUCUGUAGUCCCCAGGCCCUGAUGAGUGGGUCUAACCCCAUGCUGGGCUGUGGUCCCAGCCCCGUCACUUCAGGGAUCAACCUGAGUGGGAUCCUUCCCCCUGGGGGCCUGAUGUCUGGGACUCUCCCGGCCAUGCAGUCAGCCACCCCUGCAGGGAGUCCGUUUGGCUUGAACAGCACUCCAGGCCUCAGACCCUUAAAUCUCCUCCAGAUCCCCUCCGGUCCCGUCAUCUUUAAUCCCCUGCAGCAGCCUCUGUCCCAGUUCUCCCCUCAGCAGCCCAGCAGCCAGGCCGCCGUCUCCAGCCCCCAACAGCAGGGGGAGCCGACAUCUGACCAAGGCCUGGGCGGUCCGGACCAGGGCCUGACCAAUCAGCAGGCAGCGGUGAUAAACCUAGCGGGAGUGGGGGGGUUCAUGUCCCCCCAGGCAGCAGUGCUGUCCCAGCUGGGCUGUGCCCUGGACAGCUCCGGGCCCAGCCUGCCAGCGCCGGGACUCCAGCUCCCACCAGCUUUACAGCAGCAGCACCAGCAGCAGAUACAAUUGCGAUUCUUGCAGCACCAAAUGGCCAUGGUGGCAGCGGGAGCCCAGGCGGCGCUGCCACGGCAACCUACCGCCAGCCAACCGCGUAGUAAGAGGAAGCGCAGUGCGCCGCCCGCCUUCUCCAAGUCGUGAGCUUCAGCGGCGCCGUCGGGAGGACUCUCUCCUGCUUUCCUCCUCUCCGAGACUCUGUCCUGUGACUGUUUGCAGUGCAUCGACCGCAUUUGAAAAACAUUUUUUGUGGCUGCAAAAAAAAAAAAAAAAAAAAGUGUGGUCAUUGGACCGAUGGACCGACAAGCAGGAAAAUGGGAGGAUCUGGGAGAGAGACAUGUUUUUAACUUCACAGUGUGUGUGGCGACACCUAUCAGAGGACUCUUUUUUCCUGUGAAUUUGUGUGUUUUUUCAGACAUGCAUGGAGGUUACCGUUGCUUAUCUCGUCAGAUAUGGGUCGUGCUUUAAAACGUGCGAUUUCGUGCAUCGUUUGUAUUUUACUGCAGCCAUUUUAAAGGCCAAGAUGUUUUCAUCAGAAGAGAGGAUGUGUGUUUGUAAAGAACCGUUGUGUGUGUGCAUGAUACUUUUCGCCACAAAUGUGAAUUUAUGUAAAGGUUGUAUGUCAGCCUAUUUUAUUGUGAUAAGAGAAGUAAAUAUAUGUGAAAAAUGCAAAUACAAAACUUCCUAAAUCCUAAA
Conger conger (European conger) is the source of this 3416-nucleotide messenger RNA. Its product is annotated as transcription factor SPT20 homolog. The transcript is spliced from 24 exons. Gene Ontology annotation, cellular component: SAGA complex. NCBI's taxonomy places the organism in Eukaryota, Metazoa, Chordata, Actinopteri, Anguilliformes, Congridae. Gene Ontology annotation, molecular function: transcription coregulator activity. The record is from RefSeq and is a predicted model, not a curated record. Gene Ontology annotation, biological process: regulation of transcription by RNA polymerase II. The coding region runs from base 330 to 2864 and encodes 844 amino acids.